AUCCAAACAUGCAAAAUAGGAUUUUUUGCCAUUUUUCAAGUGGUCUUAAAGUUUUGUUCAGGACUGUAUUUCAUGAAAAUGGCAUCAACAUCUUUCAAAACAAAUGGGUCAGGGCAACAAAAACCUGGAAAAGUAAGUGGUGCUCAAAAGAAACAGCUGGAGUAACAUUUAGCAGCUAAUCAGGUUAACUAGUAAGUAACACAACUGGGUAUGAAAAGAGUGUCGUGGAGAGGCUGAUGAAAAAACUGCCAACAAACUGUGGUGCAGUUUCACAAUUUUUUUCAUUUUCUUUUUUUCAUUUGUUCGUGUGAUCUUUGGUCCUUCAAGCAGCACUGCAUUAACAACAGACACGAUUGUGUGGUGGAAAUGAUGCAUGGGCUCAGGAACACUUCCUGUGCUGUCCACACAUGCAGGUUAAAGCUCCACCCUGCAAAGAAGAAGCCAUAUGUGAACAUGAUCAGUGAUUCUCUGGACCAAAGCUCAUUUAAAAUGGACUGUAGCAAAGAAGAAACCCGCUCUCUGGUCCAAGGAAUACAAAUACAAAUUAGCAUUUUCAGUAGGAGAAACGUUUCAUCACUCAUCCAAGCGCAGGUUUCCCCAACCUUAUAAACAGUACAUUUGCCUAAAAACUGAAACUAGCACCACUGAACAACGGGCUGUGAGCUCAGUUUCUUCAUCAUUAAUAUGCAAAUUGUCAUGACCAUUAAUCAAAGACAGCCCAAAGCAGUAAAAUGAAUCCAAACCACAAAAAUACAAAAAUCAACAGUGAAUCCCGCUGUUCUAGUGUGAGACUGUAUAUCCAUCCUUAACAGAUGAUUUUAAAAGGUCCAGCUCCAUCCUGAACGUUGCAUCUUUGUGUUAUCAGCCAGUGUUUCUUUCGAAGUUCAGCCUCAUUGUUGUUACUGACAGCAGUGGCGAACCCUCUGCAGCUAAAAUAUUGAUAGUCCUUUUUGUCAUUUGGGUGUAGACAGGAAGGGAACUGCAAACUAAAAUAAAGUGCUAAAAAGACAUCGUUCCAGAUACCAAAAAAGUGACAUUUGUGGUUUGUUCAUUUGCAGUAUUCUGCAUUGUCUUUAGCAGUGUCUAAUGAGGGAAGCAAAGGGAUGCUUUGCAAGUGUUAGAUGAGGAUUAGUAAAGAGGGAAAAGGGGAAAGCUGCAGUGUGCAGUCCUCUUGUGCAGCAUUAUUGCAUAAGACGAACAACAUGUGUGCCAGCCCUAUCUCUCAGAGAAUUGCUCACUGUGUGAGAUCUUACCAAGAUUCUCUUGAGUUACCCAAUGCUGCCGUCUCAUUUCUGCUUCCUCUGCUACUGUCACAGCUGUAUUUGGUCUUGUCUUCAAACAGCAGUGUGAGGAAAGAAUUCUUUUGUGUUCAUAAUUUGAGAAAGAUUUUUGACAGUACCAUGAAUAGAAGACUAAUUUUCACAACGAAGUAUCUGCAGCACACACUGAAGACACACUCCUUGCCUUGUGUGUGGUGACAAAGUCUCAGGCCUAGACAGGAGAAGCUAUCUGAGGACACUAAUGGGUCCAUACGGAGUUGACCGGGCUGUUCAUUCCAUGGAGUUUACAGACUGUGAGAAUGGCCUAGGAAUUAAAGUGAUAGGUGGAGUGAAGGAGGUAACAGGAGAGGAGUUUGGAGUCUACGUCAAACGGAUUUUACCAGGUGGCCUUGCUUCAACUGAUGGAAACCUGAUGCCAGGGGACCAGAUCUUGGAAGUGAAUGGGGACAGCCUAGUAGGUGUCACAAGUGAAAGAGCUGUGGAUAUCUUGAGAGCAGCCUCUGCAACCAAUCACAUGCGACUUCUUGUAGCCAGAGAUGAGGAAGCAAAGAGAGAAUUUGCUGAUCUGCUAGAGAAAUAUGGAUCUAAUGGCAGCACUGGAUCAACACGGAACUCUCCGAUCCAGCAAGGAGGUCGCUACCUGGAUAGCACAUCAUCCGGUUCCUCGUCACGCUCCCAGAGUCCUUUGCUGUUGAGCCCAGCAGGCUCUCAGAGUAUGUACAACAACAGUGGGCCCAUGCUGCGCUCCCUCAGUCAUCCAGGUGAAGGGGUGAUUCAACUUAUUUCAAUAGCACGAUCCGGCAGUUUAGGCAUCACCAUUGGAGGAGGUUCCAACAGGCCUGACGGCCCUGCAGUCUUCAUCCAGGAGGUCCUGUCAGGAGGAGACUGUCACCGGGAUGGACGGUUGAGACCGGGAGAUCAGCUCAUUGCUAUUAACAAGGAGUCCUUGAUUGGUGUGACACAUGAAGAGGCCAAAAGCAUGCUAAACAAAGUGAAAUUCAGCCAAGAUACUGCUGUGGACAUAGCCUUCAUCCCGGGUAAAGGACUUUUUCCCAGCAGCACGUCUCUUCACAAUGGGCUCCAGCGAGCCUCGGGCAACAGCUACAACUCUGGACGCUUAAAAGUCCACAUCCGAUCACCCGAGAUCUGUGCAGAGGAGCCAGCCCCACCUUCCUCACCUUCUCCUGACAUCUGUCCUCCAGAUAUUCAUGUUUCAGGUUCAACCAGCCAGAGAUCCCCGACAGGAGCAAAACCUAAGAUAACCCUGGACCCUUACAUUCGCCUCAAAUCAGACAAAUUAGACUUGGCCUUGUCCUUCCUUGGUUUGGAUGUCACAGAAGAGAAGAAGAAGCAGCUGCGACAGAGUCUGACCACAGACCCACAAGGCACCGUGGCCUAUGGAGACUUUGUGGAGGCCACCCGGAACAUCUUCCAGGAGAACCUGGAGGAGCUGGGCUUGGAGACGGGUCCCUUCACAUUCUCCUACCAUGAAGCAGCUAGUCUGAUGGAUACCUCAGCCUUCCACUCACCUACAUAUGAAUCAGAGUGCAGCUACAGCAGUGAGGAGAUGGAGCAGUUUCAGACUGAGGUGAAGCAGCUGCAGACGCAGAUGAAACAGCUCAAGGUGAUGCUGAAGGACAUGGAACACAGCAAGAAAACCCUUGAGGAGGAGUUGCAGAAGACCUCAGAGAAAGCCUGUCUGACUGUAGAGGAGAACACUCGCCUGAAGAGUCGUCUGCAGGCGUCUGAGGCGGUGCAUCGGCAGGCCGGCAGUGCUGAGCAGGACUAUGAAGAAGUCAUCCAGCUGCUGGAGGCUGAGAUCAGAGACCUGAAGAGCCAGCUGGCCACCAAGAAGCAGAGACGGGGAGCAGAGUCCAUGCAGGAGGAGGUGGGCGAGCUGAAGAGGAGGCUGACGACUAUCGACUGCCAGCUGAAGAAGUCCGAGCUGAGCAGGAAAACUCUGGAGAUCUCCAACAAGAAACUGCUAGGCUUUGCUCAGAACGUCCACAAAGUGCUGACCACGCCCAGCCUAUUUGGAGAAGGGGGGAGUAACCGGUCAUCUCCUGCCACGGAAAGCCCCGACAUCCCAUCACCAAUUCCUGACCCAGCCUUCCAGCUGGCUGUGGAAGCCAAAGAGCUGGUGGAGGGGGUGUGUACGCUCACAACUGAUAAAGAACCGGUGAGUGCAGAUGCAGCAUCAGCUCCAGAUGUCAGUCCUCAUCAUGUGUGAACAGCACCAAGCCAAAGAGGACUGAGUCCAGACCUGGGCCGGGCAGAAGACCCCCAACGAGCAGCUGACCUCGCCAUGCACUUCACCACAGUCCGCAGCAAACACACCAUUCUACGACAGGACACGACGACAGCAACAGUUAAACCCUCACUGGGACAGACUGACCACGUUUUAAUGCCAAAGCCUGUUUGUGCACAUGAAAUUAGUAUAUUCCCUCCAAUUACUCCAAAUGCUACUCACAGGGCUCAGCAGUGGGAUCUGCUGAUUCAGUCUCAUGCUGUCAGCAGCACAUCACAUGUACAGAGGUCUCUGUGAGAAGUGCUGCUGCAAUUCUCUAGUGUGUUACUCUUACAGCAGGUGGUACAGGUGGAGCUGCAUGACCAAGUCCUCCACACACUCCCACAGUGUCACUGCUGUAAACCUUGUUAAUACUCUUGCCAACCUCUUUUCUAUCCUCACAAACACAAACUCAUCUCCACUCCGUAAAAGGAGGACUUGUUACUUGGAAAGCUGAUGUGUACAGUGUGUCCCCCUGUGUCAGAAACUCCAUGACAAAUUAGCUCGUCUGCUCUAACACAACAUCUGCCAUGCUUCCUUCCCUCGCGCCCUUACUCACACUGUCAUGGAAGACAAGAAAUGAAGGUUUGAAGGUGCAGCGUGGAUCAUCUUCAUCUCAUUGCCUGGUUCAUGUUGAUGUGUCUCCUGCGUUCAGGAGUAGUGUACCUGUUGCUGUAGCUCCAGCUGUGUAAAACUGUGUUUGGUAUUCUGUGUAGGCAGACCUCAGUCUUAGGCUACAUGUUGAACAUAGAUUUGAUUUCUACAGACAUCUACAACUGCAGUGACAAUAAUGACAUGUCCUUCAACCAGAUUGCAUCUUUGGUGUGGCCUCAUUCUUUCUGUUACUGUUUUAUAUUAAAGGAAUAACUGAUGACCGGA
Haplochromis burtoni (Burton's mouthbrooder) is the source of this 4446-nucleotide messenger RNA. Its product is annotated as syntaxin-binding protein 4. Bases 1522 to 3510 code for a protein of 662 amino acids. Lineage: Eukaryota; Metazoa; Chordata; Actinopteri; Cichliformes; Cichlidae. The transcript has 21 exons. Gene Ontology annotation, molecular function: protein binding. The record is from RefSeq and is a predicted model, not a curated record.